AGCUCGGCCUUAGGAUAAACCGACAUGUAGGCUUUGGACAUUUGUAAAAUGCUACUUGGACGUUUGCACAUUUGUAUUUAUGUUUGUUUUGUUGGAAAGUCAUUUUUACAUCACGGAAAUAACCAACUCUGGUCCAGCAUGCGGCCCUGUGCACGUCAAGGAAGGUAAAAGACAAGCCAGCAAUUUAGGCCUUAGGUUUGAGGAAGGAAACUCUGGAGAAGAUCGCACAGAGCUCCUGAUCUAACGCCCAGAGCAACUCCCAACUCCUGGGGAGGGUUAUGCCAUCAGAGCCGACCACUUGAGCCUCCUCAGAGUACGACGGCGACAAGGCAAAGUCUCUCCUGCUCCGCUCGCACCAGCAGGAAUCAUGGAUGACCCCUAUCGCAACAACGUGAGCCAGCAGGGCACAGAAGGCGGGGAAUACACCUACACCCAGGAUGGCGGGGGCCAAGACGGCUACCCCUACCAGGCCGACUACCCUGCACAGGACGAGGACGCUCGCAGCGACGCCACCGAAGGCGCGGACGAGGACGAGCAGAUGUACGAGGGGGAGUACCAGGGCGUCCCCCACCCCGACGAGAUCAAGGAGGCGCGGCGGGCGGCUCGGAUGGAGGCCCGGAGGAAAGCUCGUCAGGCUGCGCAGCAGGAGGACGAGGAGGAGAACCUGCCAGAGCAGUACGAGACCAUCAUGGAGGACUGCGGCCACGGGCGCUUCCAGUGGAUGCUGUUCUUCGUGCUGGGCCUGGCGCUGAUGGCCGACGGAGUGGACGGCUUCGUGGUGGGCUUCGUCCUGCCCAGUGCGGAGAAGGACAUGUGCAUAUCCAACUCCGACAAAGGGCUGCUGGGUCUGCUGGUGUACGUGGCCAUGAUGGUGGGGGCUCUGGUGUGGGGGGGUCUCUCUGACAAGAUGGGGCGGAGGAAGUGUCUGAUCUACGUCCUGACCAUCGACCUGGUCUUCUCCUUCCUGUCCUGCUUUGCGCAGAGCUACGGCUUCUUCCUCUUCUUCCGGUUCUGCUCCGGCUUUGGAAUCGGCGGCUCCAUCCCGAUAGUGUACACCUACUACACCGAGUUCCUGCAGAUGGAUAAACGCGGGGAGCAUCUGAGCUGGCUCUGCAUGUUCUGGAUGCUGGGAGGCCUGUACGCCUCCUUCACCGCCUGGGGAAUCAUCCCCCACUAUGGCUGGGGCUUUGCCAUCGGCUCUGAGCUUCAGAUCCACAGCUGGAGGUUGUUCAUCCUGGUGUGCCUCUUCCCCGCGCUGGCUGCACUUGUCGGAGUCGUCUUCAUGCCCGAGAGCCCCCGUUUCCUCCUGGAGAGUGCCCGACACGAUGAGGCGUGGAUGAUCCUUCGACGAGUUCACGACACUAACUGGAAGGCCAAGGGGGAGCCGGAGAGAGUGUUCACUGCAACCAACAUCAAGACACCCCAAACCGAGGAGGACGAGUUCAUAGAGAUCCAGAGCGACACCGGGACGGCCUUCCAGCGCUGGACCGUCAGACACAUGACCAUGCUGCAACAGGUGAUGGCGAACAUCAUGUCGCUAUCAGCCCCGGAGUUCAGACUGCAAGGCCUCUUCCUGGUUAUUGUCUGGUUCUGCUUGGCCUUCAGCUACCAUGGGCUGGGAGUGUGGUUUCCGGACAUGAUCAAAUACAUGCAGUAUGAGGAGUACGAGUCCAAGGUCAGAGUGUUCCACCGAGAACGGGUCGAACGCUUCCACUUCAACUUCUCCCUGGUCAACCAGAUCCACCGCGAGGGAGAGUACAUCCAUGACAAGUUCGCUAACAUUGAGAUAAAGUCUGUCAAGUUCGAGGAUUCUCUGUUUGAAAACUGCUACUUUGAGGACGUCAGGUCAACCAACACCUUCUUUGAGAAUUGCACCAUCAAAAACACUGUCUUCUAUAACACAGACCUCUGGCAGGAAAAGUUCAAAGACUGUCGAAUGGAAAACACCACCUUCCUCCACCCGAAAAAGGGCUGCCAUUUGAACUUCCAGGAGGAGAACGACAUCGUCAUCUACAUGGUCAGCUUCCUGGGCAGUUUGGCUGUGUUGCCUGGCAACAUCCUCUCUGCACUGUUCAUGGACAAGAUCGGAAGAAUCCGAAUCAUAGGUGGUUCCAUGCUGGCUUCGUCUGCCUGCACCUUCCUGCUGCUGCUGAGUUUUAGUCAAGGAGCAGUAAUAUGUUGGCAGUGUCUCUUCUAUGGCACCAGCGUCGCCGCCUGGAAUGGAUUAGAGGUCAUUUCUGUGGAACUCUACCCAUCCUCUAAAAGAGGGACAGCGUUUGGUAUCCUGAAUGGCAUCUGUAAGCUUGCUGCCAUACUCGCCAGCUCCAUUUUUGCAGCCUUCAUCGGCAUCACUAAAAUCGUCCCCAUCUUCCUGGCCUUCAUCGCCCUCGUCUGCGGAGGUCUGGUAGCCCUCAAGCUGCCCGAAACCCGGGAGAAGAUCCUCUCCUGAACAGCCAAACUCCUGCAGACCUCCGGACCUCCAUCACUGUGUAGCUGUGUUGGAAGCUGAGUAUCAGCUUCAUCUUAAAUGGAAAGACAAGGAAGAGCGUCCAUGCUGCGCAAACUCUGUUCCUAAGUUGUUAUUAAAAUGUUGUGAAAAGCGGUCUGGUUGCCUCUGUGAACCUGUGGUUGCUUUCUAUCCCCUCUGAGCUCCUCAGACUGCCCACCACUUCAGUCACUUCAUAUACAACUAGUGUAUGUCAUUUUGUUUCUGUCAUUUACUGAACCACACACACACACACACACACACACUGUAUAUCAUUGUUUGUGUUAUUUGAGGUUUGUGUAAAAGAAAAAUGAAUAUGUAAUGAAAAUCUAUCUGUUAUUGAAAGGGGAUGUAGUUCAUGUUACCAUGUUUGUGGUGCUUUGAUUUCAUUCCCCUCUGCAGAAAAGAGAGAGAGGACUUGUAGUCAUGACUUGAAAUGGAUUUGAGUCCCGGUGUGUUGAUGCAGAGGCUCAGCAGCAUUAUUACUGCUGCUGCUGUUGGGAGAAAUCACCUAUUUCAUUCACCUAGUCUUUAUUUAUUCUGCACAUCGCCGCUGUGUAUCGUCUUCUUUAGUGCACAUGUAGUUGCUUGGUUUAAUCUCUCUAGACAUAAACCUGAAAUGGCAUUAAUUAUGUAGUAUUUUUUAAUUGUUGAAUCCAAACCAACCAGCCGAGCGGGUUCUCCUCCUGUUUGCCGUCCUGUCUGAGGCGUUGUGUCUGUUCUUAAGUGUAGCGCUGUGUUCUGUAGCUGGUGAUAAUACGUAGAAUCAGAAACUUGAUCUGUUGCAUCUUGCCAUGACAACGUGUACGGAACUACGGAACAACUUUCUGUUCGUUUGUUGACCUCUUUUUUCGUUGUUUUUCUUAAAACUGAGAAUGAUACAAAACUGAGUUUUGAAAUAUGCUCUCAUUUCCAUGUUCUGAUGAAGAACAGUUUUGCUGCAUUUCUGACAACAUGUGUCAACAUUUCUAAAGAGCUUGGAUGACUGUGCUGUGUGUGUGUGUGUGUGUGUGGUUGUUAUCCACAUGUCUGUGAAUUAACACACUAGUCAGAUUAUAAUAUGUUUGUUGUUGUACAUACUGUAGGCCUGUGUAUAUUUGUUGUAAAAUAGUAGCUCUAUAACGACUUGAAUAAAG
Molecule: messenger RNA, 3621 nt
Organism: Pungitius pungitius (ninespine stickleback)
Lineage: Eukaryota; Metazoa; Chordata; Actinopteri; Perciformes; Gasterosteidae
Gene: sv2ba
Product: synaptic vesicle glycoprotein 2Ba
Exons: 13
Coding region: 368-2449 (693 amino acids)
Biological process (GO): chemical synaptic transmission; transmembrane transport
Cellular component (GO): neuron projection; synaptic vesicle membrane
Molecular function (GO): transmembrane transporter activity
Source: RefSeq, a predicted model, not a curated record